Molecule: messenger RNA, 867 nt
Organism: Vicia villosa (hairy vetch)
Lineage: Eukaryota; Viridiplantae; Streptophyta; Magnoliopsida; Fabales; Fabaceae
Product: B3 domain-containing protein At1g05920-like
Exons: 1
Coding region: 1-867 (288 amino acids)
Molecular function (GO): DNA binding
Source: RefSeq, a predicted model, not a curated record
AUGGAUGCUAAAGAUUUUUCAUCAAAAAUAUUCGGACUUGUUGGCAAUGAGUGUAUGGCCCUUGAAGCUUUAGAGCUUCUCAAGGAUGAGUUCUAUGGUGUUGUUCGCCCAAAGGACAACGAUCCUAAUGCAGUUUCAGAAAACAAUGGAGUUUCUACAAAAAUUCCAAUCAAGCAAAUAAGAAGUAGACGACUAAAAAGAAAAGAUUUUUCUUUUUUAAAAAAGUUUAAAAAGGCCGAUGUUUUGGCAAAAGAUGCUAGUGUUGAGAAGGAAAUACCUUUGAGGUAUUCUAUCGACAUUCUUGCUACGUAUAAUGAAAAGGUCAAUAAUAUUAUCGAAAAUUCUUCAUUCAAUGAGGCUUCCGCAAACAAGAUUAUGAAUGAAAUAUCAAAGAAACUCAAGAAUAAGGUGCAAGAAGAGGUGCAUGAAGAGCGGCCCGAGUUGCCAUUGAUGUUUAAAGAAAAGAUUGAAGAAAUAGGGGGUACCGAGGUGAAGCUGGUGAUCCAGAAGGAACUAACUAACUCUGAUGUCUCUGAAAACAACAAUCGUUUGGCCAUUCCAACAAGAAGGGUUAUAGAGAAUUUUCUGACACCAAUGGAGGAAUUGUCUUUGGAUUAUGUGCCUCAAAAGAAAAAAGGGAAAAAAGGAAAGAUGGCUGGCAUGUCCGUGUUUAUGCUAGAUCACAAUCUUAAUCUUUGGGAUGACAUGUACUUGAAGUUGUGGAAAAUGGAGACAACUGAGAUAUAUAAUAUCACUGGUAAAUGGUACACAUUUGUAGCAAGCAGCUAUUUGAGAGCUGGGCAGAAGGUGCAACUUUGGUCAUUUAGAAGAAACGGACAACUAUUCUUUGCAUUUGUCAAGAUAUAG